Mytilinidion resinicola is the source of this 1563-nucleotide messenger RNA. RefSeq lists its product as uncharacterized. The transcript has 2 exons. NCBI's taxonomy places the organism in Eukaryota, Fungi, Ascomycota, Dothideomycetes, Mytilinidiales, Mytilinidiaceae. The record is from RefSeq and is a predicted model, not a curated record. Bases 1 to 1563 code for a protein of 520 amino acids.
AUGUUGGGCUUGUCAUUAGGGCUCGGUCUUAACCUGGCCUCCUCGCUGAAGAAAUACGCCGUUACCUUGCGCUGGUCGCUACUCGCGAGACGAUUCGUAUCCCUGGAGACCUUCGAUUUGAUCCUAGGGGUAGAGACGCUUACUAAGGUACUAAGGUUGAUGGUAGAGUCAAUGCCAGGCAUACGUGCCGUGCCUUUACUCCGUGAAAUUCCUUGGCUAAAGAAUAAACCAAGAGACGGCCCACUGUACACCCCGAUAUUCUGCAUGCUUUGGCUUUUAGUAAAUAUCGGCGCUCAGAUACUUGUUGCCGCUCUGAGUCUUUUCUGGCCCGUAGACCCUUCAUCCGCGAUGCCGCUUUUCGUCCACGGGAACGUCUCUGUGUCCGACAUGACCAACUGGAACCCGGCCGCGGGCGCGCAAGAGACAAAUCAAUCACAGCUAGCAGCUGCAAAUGCCUACGGAAUCCAAGCUGAGAACUAUCCUGUAAUUUCUAUAUUAAAAGACAAGAAAAACAAAAUCGCAGCCCAACGAAACACCAUCCUGGAAGGGGACGGUUUCCACGAGUACCGGUUUCUCAACCGCAAUCCCGAUCAUCCCUACGAUAAUGUUCUGGCUUCUGGCCGCACCAUUCGCGCGAGUGCAUCUUGCCAGCAGUUUGCCGUGAAAGGAAACACCCUAUAUGAAGAUGACGAUGGCCAGUACUACGCCAACGCGACACUUGAUAACGGAAAUUGGCAAAAGAUUGAAGUGCCGCAAUGGGUCCAAGGCGGCGUUACCUGGGUCGCAUCACAUGAAGCAUUCUGCGGCCCACGCUGCACAAACCUGACCGUCUACCAACACCCAAAUGAUAUCGAAGUUUUCUCUGCUGCUUUGUUCCUGUGCAACAACACAUUAGAUCACGUCCUAGAUGGUGGCUCUGAUUUUAGCCAUCUUAGCGAUGAAGACUGGAAGCAUAUCAACGGCACUGACGAAUUCGCCCGGAUCGGAGCCGGCGCGAUCGCUUGGACGGGAUAUAGUAUGUCAGGCCACGACCUUUUCCAAUGGCAAGGCUACUUGGGUCGCGGUGGGUCGAAAUGGAGCCCCCCGCACCAGGUGAAUAGAACAGAGAUUGAGGGUCUGCUGUCUCAAUUCACUAUUGGUUCACUCGCAGCGCUGGACGACCACGGCCCUGCUUACAUCGUUCUAAAUCAGAACUCUCGCCCUGUGCAAGGCCAGCAACUGAACGUGGACUGGGGCUAUAUAUUGGGGAUCCUGGGCAGUAUUCUAGCAAUACAGCUUGGGGCCCUGGUGCUGCUGCUCACGUUUGCGAAUAAGGGCAAGAUCUUGGACGAGAGCUUCUUCUCUAUUGCAAUGCUGCUGAGGCCGGUAAUGGACCGGCUGGGUGAGUCUGGGAGGGGGUUGAGUGGGAGCGAGAUUAUGUCGCAUCCCAUCGUCCGGAAUCAGUGGAUCAAGUAUGGUUAUCACGAUGAAGCUGAGGGGGUGGACAGAAAUGAGUUGCUGUUUGCGAGUGAGGAAGCAUCGAGACCGAGACUAAGGGCGUGGCAGCCUGGGAUCUACUCUUGA